AAAAGAGCGAGAGAGAAGUAGUAACGCAUUAGUUCUCAGCGUCACCUCCAUUGAAACGAAGCUCCAAGAGAAAGAGAGUAGUGUUGGUGCAUCUUUACAAAAAAAACAAAACAUAACCAAACCCGUACACUAAAAAAAAAACAACAACAACAACACAGACUUUUUGUUUCUGUUUUUGUUUUUGUUUCUGUUUCUUUUGUCUCUUCUCAUGGUAAUGACAGAACUCAACUUCCUCCCAACAAUCUCCGACCGCUUCACCACCACGACAACGUCACCCUCACAUUCCCUUCUCCCCCCCUCCACACACCGACGAACACGACAAAGAAACCAAACCCACCCUGUCUCCUCCGUACGCAUGGACCAGUCCCGUCCCAAAACCCGUAAAGAAAAAAUCGUCGUCAUCCUCGGCGCCACCGGCGCCGGAAAAUCCCGUCUCUCCGUCGAUCUCGCCACCCGCUUCCCCUCCGAGAUCAUAAACUCCGACAAAAUCCAAGUCUACGAAGGCCUCGAGAUCACAACCAACCAGAUCACCCUCCCCGACCGCCGCGGCGUCCCUCACCACCUCCUCGGCUACCUCCGCCCCGAAGACGGCGAACUCACCGCCGCAGCUUUCCGUCGCCACGCCUCCAAAACCGUCUCCGACAUCACUUCCCGUAAAAACCUCCCCAUCGUCGCCGGCGGAUCCAACUCCUUCGUCCACGCGCUCCUCGCGGAGAGUUUCGACCCGAAAACCGAUCCUUUCUCGAGUUCUGAAAUCUGUCGGGAGCUUCGUUACGACAGCUGUUUCAUCUGGGUGGACGUGUCGGAACAUGUGUUGUUUGAGUAUCUUCUGAAACGGGUGGAUGAGAUGAUGGGGUCGGGUAUGUUCGAGGAGCUUUCCGGGUUUUACGACCCGGUUAAAGCGAGUAAGACCCGGUUUGGGAUCCGGAAAGCGAUCGGUGUGCCCGAGUUCGACGCGUACUUCAAAAUGUAUCCACCGGAGAGGAGGGAGGGGAUAGAGUGGAGUGGGAGGAGGAGAGAGGCGUACGAUAAGGCGGUGGAGGAUAUAAAGGAGAACACGUUGAGGUUAGCGAAGAGGCAAGUAGGGAAGAUAGAGAAGCUGAGAGAGGCGGGGUGGGAUAUUAAGAGAGUUGAUGCAACGGCGUCGUUUAGAGCUGUUAUGAUGAGUUCGAGUUCGUCGUUGGAGUGGAGAGAGAUUUGGGAGGAGCAAGUUUUGGAGCCAAGCGUAAAGAUUGUGAAUCGGCUGUUGGUGGAAGAUUAG
Eruca vesicaria subsp. sativa (arugula) is the source of this 1261-nucleotide messenger RNA. NCBI's taxonomy places the organism in Eukaryota, Viridiplantae, Streptophyta, Magnoliopsida, Brassicales, Brassicaceae. The record is from the annotation of a GenBank genome assembly.